This is a messenger RNA of Rhineura floridana, 3206 nucleotides long. RefSeq names its product Krueppel-like factor 15. Lineage: Eukaryota; Metazoa; Chordata; Lepidosauria; Squamata; Rhineuridae. Gene Ontology annotation, molecular function: RNA polymerase II cis-regulatory region sequence-specific DNA binding; DNA-binding transcription factor activity, RNA polymerase II-specific. The coding region runs from base 666 to 1781 and encodes 371 amino acids. The transcript has 3 exons. The record is from RefSeq and is a predicted model, not a curated record. Gene Ontology annotation, biological process: regulation of transcription by RNA polymerase II.
ACGAGUGUAUUUCUGUGCCAGAGUUAGGGGACACCUUUCUGAGCAAGAGUGGUGGGAAAGGGUUAACUUAUAAAGAGAUCACGAGGGGGUGCGCGGACGCGCAUCGAUAGCGCUGUGAACUGAUGCCUUGGCGGCAUUAAGCUCCGUGCCUCCCCAUCCCAUUCAGCGCACCUUGCCUCUUCCCCGCUAACACGUUUGAUCUUUUGCUGUCCGGGCUGGCUGAGGUGGGAGAGCGGAAACUGGGGCUUGCCUGCCCAACUAGCGGGUGUGUGCGCUGUGUUUGCUGAUGAAUGCGAUAUAUAGGCUGCCAAAUCUCUCCCACUGAAAUCAUAAGAAAUCUGGAGGCGGAUCACCUUUUAUUAUCAUCGUUACCAUGAUCAUCAAUUCUGUGGAGUGUUUGUGGAGCCCGGGGGGGAGGGGGAAAUAGCUCGUGUGCGCAGUUAAAUUGAGGCUUUCUGUUGAGGCAGUUGACCUUCGGAGCACCUACCCCCAGAAGGGGAAUCGGGAUAUUCUUGCGUGCAAAUGACGAGCGGCUUUUCAAACUGAUCUUCGAGCCACAAGAGCGGUGGAUCUAUAGGUUUCCAAGCUUCAUCAUUUUCAGCUGGGCGGCUUAAUAGUUAUAUAUACAGCUAUCGAUACAGGUUUAUAAGGGAGGAGACCAACCAAUGGUCUCAGUAAAUCAGAGCAAACUGGUGUCUGCUUCAAGUCAGUUGAUUGCCUCAGCUUCUAUUCAACUAGCCAACACUUCAAAUGCUCUCAAGCCUGAGAUGCCACCAUUAAAUCUGCUGCAGGAUGGCAGCGGGGAACAAACGUCUAAUCCCCCAGCAAUCUCCAACCUAAUCUGCACAUCAGAGAUGGGUGUUUCGCUGUCUAAGGUAAAGAAGGAUGGGGAGAAACCACAGACCACUGUCUAUGAAGCUUACCUCAAACUACCGGAUUUUUGCACAGAACUCUCUAGGGACUUUAUCCCUACAUUGGAGGAAAUUGAGGAGUUCCUGAAUGAGAAGAUGGCACUUAUCAAGGAUGAGCUGAAUGACAAACAGCCAAUAGGAGGACAGCUUAAGAUAAAGUCUGAGAUCAACUUGGGCAGCCCUGGGGAACAGUCUGUUCCAGGAGUUGCUCCUGCUGAAGGACUUUCAAGCUCUCCUCAGGCUGGAACAGUGGCUGGUGGUGCAGCCAUACCAGGGACUGUGGGGAAUAUCCCUGUUAUUCUUCAGAUCCAGCCCAUCCAAGUUACUGAAGGUAGCUCACCCAUGCAGACCCCUGUUGGUGGAAUCAGGGUAGCCCAGUUGGUCAUCAAAAUGCAAGGCCAGAGCUUGACUAUUCUUCCUCAGGUUGCCCAAAGCCCUAUGACAGGUACAGACCAAAAGUAUGUGCGAAUAGCCCCUUUGCCUAUGGCACUGAGGCCUGGAGUAAUUGGAAGCCCAAAGAAUGUGGAGGCCAAGGUCCCCAAAGCCUCCCCUUCUGUUAUCCGAGUCCACAAGUGCACACAUCCUGGCUGCACAAAGAUGUACACUAAGAGUUCUCACCUCAAGGCACACUUUCGACGCCACACUGGAGAAAAGCCUUACACCUGUACUUGGCCCAAUUGUGGCUGGAGGUUUUCCCGUUCGGAUGAGCUCUCUCGCCACAAGCGCUCUCAUUCUGGACUCAAGCCUUACCAAUGCCAAGUGUGUGAGAAGAAAUUUGCCCGCAGUGACCACUUAUCUAAACACAUGAAGAUCCACAAAGGGUCAUUCAGUUCUCGAAGCCGGACAGCUCAAGGUUGUGGUCAUAGCUAACUUUCCCUUUGUUGCCUUGCCAAGAGAAGAAUUCCAGUUCAAGUCAGAUGACAAAUAAUAAUAAUAAUAAUAAUGGCUUUCUUUGGAAGAGGAGGAAAUAAGGAAUUGACUUGUGUAAAGUCUGUUGGAAAGACCAAAGCCUACCUCUACUUGAACACGCCUUUCAAUCAAGCCCUGCCUGUAAAUUGAGAUCUCUGAUACUCUGAACUUUUCUAAAACUUGUGAAUUACAUUUGUGGGAAAUAUGUGACAAUUAAGGAUGUUGGGGUGGGCAGAGCAAAAUUCUCUGUUUAGAUCUGAAUUUUAGUAUAUGGACUGUUUAGGCCAGGGAUGGUGGAACCUGUGGCCUUCCAGAUGUUGUUGGACUACAACUCCCAUUAUCCCUGACAACUGGCCAUCCUGGCUGAGGCUGACAGGAGCUGAAGUCCAACAACAUCUGAAGGGCCACAGGUUCCUACAUCCCUGGUUUAGGCAUUUUUAAUGCUUCUUCUAUGGUAUAGACAUAGGGCAAUAUUUGAGUGGGAGUUAUAUUUUUUGGCAUUUCUUUCUCAGCAUCCUAUCUGAUCACUCAACCGCUGUUUCUAAGACCAAAACCAACACAAGGAAAUUAGAGUUGAAAUGUUCCCUUGUGAAUGUUUGCUAAAAUUGCAAAAGCUAGUUUCAAAAUCAAGUUGGAUACCAGUACUUGGAAAUCAUAUAUUCCUAAAAGUCCCUCUUUUCAAAGUAAUGCAUACACACCUUUACCUCCCUAAAGCCAUAUUUUGCUACAAAAAUGGGUUUCAUAGCAUUCAAAGUAAUUUGUGUUGAGUGUAAUUGUUUGUUUUUAGGAAAAUUAAUUGCAGUCUGUAUUGCUGUGAAUUGUUACUUUGGCUCCUAUAGCCCCAGUUUAAAUGUUUAUCCUGUGAACUGUAGACUGACUGUGCCUGAGAAUGCUACCUAUUAUGUGUACAUGUUGAUUUUGGGGAAGUGGUGCAUGGUGGGAAAUGUAAUCUGAUUUGCCUCUGAAAUAAGGCAAGCAAGAGUAUCUUCCAUCUGGCCCAUUUUGUAAAGCAAUGAUGAGCAACCUGUGGCCCUCUAGAUAAUUGUUGGACUACAACUCCUGUUAUCCUUGACCAUUAGUCAUGCUGGUUAGGGCUGAUGAGAGUUGGAGUCCAAUCACAGCUUGAAGGCCACAGAUUCUCUAUCCCUGCUGUAAAGGUUGGUGGUACAGCCCUUAAUGUUCUGCACAUUGCAUAAGGCUACAAUUCUAUACCACUUACUGGGAGUGAGCCCCAUUGACCUCAACAGGAUUUACUUCACAGGAGCCAUUUAUAGAAUUGCACUGUAAGUGUCUCACAUGUCUUUCACCUGAGCUUAAUGUUGCUCAUUGUUAUCACAUCAAAGCCAUCUUACAUAUAAAAGACUGUCAUUGGAAUUUUAAUGAAAA